Cinclus cinclus is the source of this 3690-nucleotide messenger RNA. It is a transcript of the gene DHDDS, whose product is annotated as dehydrodolichyl diphosphate synthase subunit. Gene Ontology annotation, biological process: polyprenol biosynthetic process. NCBI's taxonomy places the organism in Eukaryota, Metazoa, Chordata, Aves, Passeriformes, Cinclidae. Gene Ontology annotation, cellular component: dehydrodolichyl diphosphate synthase complex; endoplasmic reticulum. The transcript has 12 exons. The coding region runs from base 64 to 1065 and encodes 333 amino acids. The record is from RefSeq and is a predicted model, not a curated record. Gene Ontology annotation, molecular function: ditrans,polycis-polyprenyl diphosphate synthase [(2E,6E)-farnesyl diphosphate specific] activity.
GGGCACGUCACCCUCUGGCGGAGGCUGAGGCGGCGCCGCCGGGGCAGGAGCUCUCAGUAAAAAAUGUCGUGGAUCAGAGAGGGCGAGCUGACCAUCAUAGAGAGGUUCUGUGCCAACAUCAUUAAGGCAGGUCCCAUGCCCAAGCACGUUGCCUUCAUCAUGGAUGGCAAUCGCCGCUACGCCCAGAAGUGUCAUGUGGAGAGACAGCAGGGACAUUCCCAAGGCUUUGAUAAGCUGGCACAGACCUUGCGGUGGUGCUUGAACCUGGGCAUUCGAGAGGUGACAGUUUAUGCCUUCAGCAUUGAGAACUUCAAACGCUCCAAGGAGGAGGUGGAUGGGCUCAUGGACCUGGCCAGACAGAAGUUCAGCCGCCUCCUGGAGGAGCAGGAGAACCUGAAGAAGCAUGGGGUGUGCAUCCGUGUCCUCGGGGAUCUGCCCCUCCUGCCUGUGGAUAUCCAGGAGCUGAUUGCCCAAGCUGUGCUGGCAACCAGGAACUACAACAAGUGCUUUCUGAAUGUCUGCUUUGCAUACACAUCGAGGCAUGAGAUCAGCAAUGCUGUCAGGGAGAUGGCCUGGGGGGUGGAACAAGGCCUGCUGGAACCCAGUGACGUGUCUGAGUCGCUGCUGGAUAAAUGUCUGUACACCAACAACUCCCCUGACCCAGACCUGCUGAUAAGAACCUCUGGAGAGGUUCGCCUCAGUGAUUUCCUGCUCUGGCAGACAUCCCAUUCAUGCCUGGUGUUUCAAUCAGUCUUGUGGCCAGAAUAUUCCUUUUGGAACUUAUGUGAAGCUAUCCUUCAGUUCCAGAUGAACCACAGUGCUUUGCAGAAGGCCAGAGACUCCUACCUGGAGGAGAGGAGGCGACAGCAGCUGGAGAGGGACCAGGCUUACGUGAGCAAGAAGCUGCAGCAGGAAGGGAGCUCGUCGCACGGGGACGCGCGGCGCCGACGGACGCUGCUGCAGAAAUGCACGGCCCUGAGGGAGGAGAGGAUCCAGGGCUUCCUGCAGGCCCUGGAGCACAAGAGAGCAGACUUCUUUGAGAGAUUGUGUCCAGUGUCUGCAUGACACAGGUGCUGGGCUCUGGGGAACACGGUGUUCAGAGGGAGCAGCUGCUGCCCACAGGGACCGCCCUGGGCACCCGGGGUGGCUCCAGGACCUCCUGUCCCAUCCCGAUGGCCCUGCCCGGGGCAGGGAUGGCUGCUGUGAACUCUCCAGGGCUGUGAUGCUGCUGCUGAGGAAGGUGGAGCCGUCCUGUGUCACCUCCCAGCCCUGGGGACAGAUACCUGCACCCUGCUGGGUCCUUGACAGGCCAGGUGUUCCGGUGACGAGAAGUUAACUGCAGUGAGCCUCCUCCAGUUCUCUGGUUUCUCCUGAGCUGGCCCAGCCAAACCAGUCCUGUUAAAUUAGUCUGGGCUCAGGUUCUCUCCAUGGCUUUGCAGUAGGGAAUCUUCUGUUGACAUGUCCUCUGCUGUCCCAUCAAGAGAGCCCUGCUUUCUGCAGGGGAGGAUUGUUCCUGGUGUCAGGGACAUUCCCCACUGCCUACUCAGGGAGAACAUCUUGUCUUUUCCCCACCUGACUGCUGGGUUGGAAGUAUCGACUCCUGGUUUCCAGAGAGCCAAAGGAAGGGUUCCCAGCCUUGCUGUAAAGAAGAAAAAAAAAAAAAAAAAAAGGCUGCUCCAAAGCUUCAGCAGAUUCUGAGAUCUCUCCUGAGCAGUGUCUGUGGGGAAAAAACAGGUGCAGAAGGUGCUGGUGUUGGACCACUCUGACCUGCAGGCAGGAAAAAGGAUUGGCUGGGAAUGAACCUUCUCAGGAAGGAAAGGAAGCUGGCUAAACGAGUUGGUGGCUACCAUAUGGCAAACCCUCUGAGGGAGUUCCCGGGAAUGAGGGUGGGUGUAAUUCAGCAAUACAGUAGCCAAAACCAACCUCUGACCCCAGCCAGAAUGGUUCAGAAGGGCUGUUUGGCCAGAGCAGCUGUGGAGUGUUACUUGUUCUUAGUUUUCCAUUGGCAAGGAGAUGGACAAGCUGGUUUCCAAGAUUGUUUCCAUCUCUGUUUCCUCCUGGUUUCCGUCCCCAUGAUCAAAAUACCUGAAAAGUCUUGGUUUUUGCUCCUGAUGCAAAAACACGUGUGGCAGUACCAGCUGUUGCUGGGUUUGAAGUCUUUCUUCUUACCUCCAGGUGAAAACCACAAAAUGCAGAUUUAAAAGCCUUGUAAGUGCUGCACACUGAGCACUUGGCCUGUGAUUGUGAAGAGAAGAACUGUGUAGUCAAACUGGGAAUAAAGUAUAUUCAUACCAAAGUUAUUUAAAAAAUAACCUGAAUGUUUAAAAGUAUGUAGAGCUGCUUAUUUUAAGGUGUGAUGAAGCUGGAAUCCAGGUUUAAUAUAAUAAUAUUUAAUCUCUGACAGACUCCUCAUGUGAUUCCUCUUAGCCUGGGAAUGGUUUGAAGGUUGUUUUUACAGUGUAGUGUGAGCAGUUUGCUGACACCCCAAAGCCUGCCCAAGUGAAGCUGUGUGCAGGUACCACCUCUUGUGUGAGUUACAAACAGAAUUUGGAUAAAAAUAUGCUGAGAUCUGUUGAUUUUAAGUUUCUUUUGCUGUAUUUUGUUUUCUCCAUGUUUCAGGAAACUGUGGAAACUGUGUACUCUCCAGUCUGCUUUGCCAGGCUCUCAUGGGGUGUCUCCUACUCAAAAAAAUGCUUUUGUGUCUUAAGAAAAAAAAAAAAAUGUUUUCCAUUGUGUUAUGACUGUACAGGUGACCAAGUACUGGUCCUGUUGCAGGUGAGGUAAGUGAAGGAUCUGGUUUAUAAAAUACUUGUAUGGAAAGUUUUAAUCCAUUUUAUAGAAGGCAUUGCUGGAGUAGGGAAGGAGGAAGAGUCCUUCAAGCAGUGGCAAGAGGUUCCUGUUACCUGACUUUGUACAGUUCACCUGCAUCAGUUAUUCCAGUUAUUUCCCCUAUGAGGCUUCCUUUGUUAGAGGGGGGAGAUGAAUUACCUGGGCAAAGUCAAGAGUUUGAGCAGUGAAUCUGUGGGAGCAGAGCCACAGGCUUGUGUCAGUAAGAACUGAACCUCCAUCACUAAUUUUUACGGGUUGAAGAUGGGAGAAAUCAGCAUGGCUGGAAAAUUGUGCAGCUGAGGUCUGAAAAAGCCUGAGUGUACCUGGGCAGGGAAGGGGGGAAAGGUUGUUCCUUGGAGCGUUUAUCUGAGUGAAAUCCAACUCAGAAGUGAAGAGUUUGGGGCAGAGUGAGGUGGUGACGAAGAUCUUGAGUUGGGUUUGUAGUCCCUGGGCUGUGGCUGUGCCAGGUGAGAGCAAUGUCCCCUCUUGGAGCCCAACUUCCCCAGUUACUCGGCACAAGCAGCAGGCCACCUGUGUGAAUCGAUUUAACAUCACAUUAUCGCAUUUUUAACAUUUUUUUUUUUCUCCUUCCAGCACUGCCGCCGUCUCCUCUUUCGGAUACAGCUCUCCUGAUCCCCCCCGUUUUUCCAGGGAAAAGGGCUCUGCGUGGCUCCCCCGGGAGCCCCUCCCGGCGCGGGGAGUGCUGAACGAACAGCUCCGCUCACCUGCGCGCGGGAUCGCUGGCUGAAGGAGAGACCAAGGGCGAUAAGGCCAAAGUUAAGGAUGAGCCACAGCGGAGAUCAGCGAGGUUAUCUGCUAAGCCAGCUCCUCCAAAGCCAGAGCCCAAACCUAAAAAAGCAG